AUGGACUACACGCUUUACGGAUUGCCGAGCUUGCUAUUUGGACUGUUCUUGUACAAGAAGAGGAUAGGUAGCAGGCCUGCUGGACUAAUAUUUUUUUCCGAAUUGGCUCGUCUCUCGCACGUUAUUCCUUGGAUGCUCCGCCCACCGCGUUUGACUACGGCCAUGUCCGUGCGAAGCCGCCGCGAAGGCCGACAAAUUUUGAUGCAUGACUUGCGGUUACGUAUAUUCGCGACAAGUGUAUCUUGCUGUGCAUUGACCAAGAAUGCAGCAUUAGAAGCAUUCCCUCUGUUGGGAGGUUGUCUGCCAUACACUGUUAUAUAUAUCCACGAAUUCUACUACGAUAGGCCCAGCACUUUUUGAAGAAGGGUGAACAGCGAGGGUUAAAGACGACAGAAAAA
Messenger RNA from Chondrus crispus (carragheen), 398 nucleotides. RefSeq lists its product as hypothetical. Lineage: Eukaryota; Rhodophyta; Florideophyceae; Gigartinales; Gigartinaceae. The record is from RefSeq and is a predicted model, not a curated record. The transcript is spliced from 2 exons. Bases 1 to 360 code for a protein of 119 amino acids.